This is a messenger RNA of Suillus subalutaceus, 901 nucleotides long. RefSeq names its product NADH-ubiquinone oxidoreductase complex I, 21 kDa subunit-domain-containing protein. The record is from RefSeq and is a predicted model, not a curated record. The transcript has 5 exons. The coding region runs from base 75 to 578 and encodes 167 amino acids. Lineage: Eukaryota; Fungi; Basidiomycota; Agaricomycetes; Boletales; Suillaceae.
CGCGACGAACCGUGACCUUGUCUUCCUGCACACAACGACGACAGCAGUCAUUCUUUUUGUCAACAUUUGUCGCCAUGCCGAACAAGGUCGUCACGACACCAUACCCGCUCAUCGACGCUGACCCACACGCUUUCCGCGUUGUCCGUUAUUUCCGUUCGUCAGACUAUGCAACCUGGGCCGCAGGAACAGCCGCAUUCCCGGGUGCUUUGUAUUUCUGGAAUAUGGCUGACCCCGCAAAAGUUCGUCUACGGACCAGCCUUCGGCUCGGAGGCUUCCUUGGCUUCAUCGGCGGUUUCCUGCUAGCAUACCAACGGUCAAGUUUUCGCUUCUGGGGCUGGUCAGAGAAUAAACGAGAGGAGGACUUGGAUCUGGCCGAGCUCUCCCAAAGGGCAGCUGAGGGUAAGCCUUUGUAUGGUACAUCCAGCCAGCCAGAGUGGGUGCAGGGUACUGCAUACCGGAACUCUGCGUGGUCUCAGUUGAAAUUUCACGCAUUCCCCAUGUUCAACUUCGUCAACCAUCAACAUCACGGUACCGACCCUGCAAAAUAUGGCGUGAAGGAAAAGGAACUAUCAGAUUAGAUAUCGAUAUACCUUCCUGCUGGUUUUACUGUCGUUGGCUUAGCAAGACGCCAUGCACUUGCAGGGGGAAUGAUUUCCCCGCAUGACUACGGAAUGAAUAAACAUGCCUGCUUUGGCUCUAGAGUAUAAUGACCGCAUCGUAAUCGAAGUUCCUGGCUAUCACGACGCUGGAGCAUCUCUGACCGCUCUAUUGUAUUCGGUGCAAUAUACUGCAGUGCAGUUGUGGACUCGAGUGCACAUGCCCCAAUCUUCAAUCUGUUGCAAAUCCUGCAUACAAAGCAAUGCCGAUAAUGCGACAACAAAAAUAAAAACAUACAUUUGCG